Molecule: messenger RNA, 1040 nt
Organism: Ziziphus jujuba (common jujube)
Lineage: Eukaryota; Viridiplantae; Streptophyta; Magnoliopsida; Rosales; Rhamnaceae
Exons: 2
Coding region: 117-839 (240 amino acids)
Source: RefSeq, a predicted model, not a curated record
GAUAUCCAUAAGUGUUGUAAGAUUUUAUUGUGAUUGUGAGAUGUAUCAAAUAGCGAAAAUAAAUAACUAAAUGAAUAAUAGAUAAAACUUUACCCACCAUCUGCACCACCAUCACGAUGACCACGCGUCCUCUCAAAACACUCUCUCUGAACUUUGAAAGCAAAGCAACCAUGGCCUUGGCCUUCUCCUACUCCAAGUACUUGAUAGUCUGCUUCUUGUGGUUGUCAAUGGCAACGGCAACGUUGGCUGUGUCGUCGGAGGACCCGGUGCCGACGCCGUGGCCCCACCAAUUCCACUCCAUACUGGUGAUGAACAAGAGCGGAAUCCUGCAGGUGAUCGACCUGUGGUACGACUGGCCCAAUGGUCGAAACUUCAACAUAAUUCAGCACCAGCUGGGUAAGCUCCUUUACGACCUGGAGUGGAACAACGGCACCUCCUUCUUCUACACCUUGGACUCCAACAGAGAGUGCCGAUCCGCUCAGUUGGAGGUGGGUAUCCUCCGCCCCAAUUGGCUCGACGGCGCCAACUAUCUGGGUCAACGCCACGUGGAUGGCUUCCUCUGCAACGUCUGGGAGAAGGUCGACUUCAUUUGGUAUUAUGAGGACGUCCUCACCAAGAGGCCUGUUAGUUGGGUCUUCUACACUGGGAGGGAAGCUCAUGUGAUGACAUUUGAAGUGGGAGCAGUGCUUGAGGAUUCUAAGUGGCAGGUCCCUGCUUAUUGUUUUGAUGAUGAUAACAAACCUCUUCUACAAUCCCAAGCCUUUUCCAUCCCCACUACUCCACCACACCACCAGCUUUUUCCCCAUGAUGGGGUUCUGCGAGGUUCUAUGGCUAUCUAAAUUCCAAAGCUUCGCAUUUCUCUACUGUUAAUAAAAUCUGGAUUAUUUAUGGACCAAAUUGCAAAACCUAACCCCCCACAAGUGUGUUGCUCCUUCAUGUUCAAUUAUCCGGACAAUGCUUUUUAGUAUUUUAAGUUACUUUCGUGUUCAGUUUUUGAGUCUUUGGCAAAUAUAAGCUCAUCAUCAUCAUCGUCUUCUGAA